This is a messenger RNA of Triplophysa dalaica, 1554 nucleotides long. RefSeq lists its product as uncharacterized. The record is from RefSeq and is a predicted model, not a curated record. The transcript is spliced from 9 exons. Bases 545 to 1360 code for a protein of 271 amino acids. Gene Ontology annotation, molecular function: DNA binding. Lineage: Eukaryota; Metazoa; Chordata; Actinopteri; Cypriniformes; Nemacheilidae.
GACAUGUCAACACUGUCAUGCCAAGCAGCCUUACAAGCAGAAGCUGGAGAAAAGAAAGCAACGAUAUGCUGAAGAAUGGAUCUCCAAGCAAAGAAAAAACGGCAGUGUCAAUAAAGUCUAUGAUGCCACAUAUCUUCUGCUGUUCUUGACAACAGACAGUCUUGAAUUGUCAAUAGUGGAUACAGAUCAGUGUAUAUAACAUAUUCAGUAGAGGUCCUGUCGUUGACGCAGACUGAUGGGUGUAUGACUGCGAGAAAGAUUUGAAAUCAGAUACACCUGUUUACUUGUUGUUCUUUUGGAUAUUGAAACAAAAGGAUACAAACGCCUUAUAUUUCAAGACGAAUGGACAGGAGAAAUGAAUAAAACACCAACCUCCGUGAUGCUGCACAUUAUAUUUGACAUUAUGUUGAUAAGCUGGUUGAAGCCUGAAGAACUGACCUAAGAUUGGCUCCACAAGUGGGAAAUUUUAGAUCGAUACCCAGUCACCCUCCUUGCCAAGAGAACAACACACGGUUUUUCUGCUGAGUGCUUGUGUCCGUGGCAGAUGGACUCGGAGGAUGUUAAGGAUGCCUUUGAUAAAAUAAAGCGGAUAUAUGAAAGUCUUCUUAACGGAUUGCAGGGAGAUGUGCGUGUCACGUUCUUCAAAGGUCCGCCUGGAAACAAGAAGAAGCCAUCUGAUCGAAGAACAGUGUCUGUGACACAUGAACCGGCGGAACCAAAGAGUGCGGACACGUUAGUCAUAAAGACAGAGAAUUCACCACUAAACCAAGAUGCUCUCCAUUCAAACAUCACAGUGGCUCUGACGAACGCACCAACAGGAUUUAACAGUGAGGACACAUCAGUAAUAAAGACAGAGAGUUUACCACUAGACCAAGAUGUUCUUCCUUCUAAAAGCACAGCUCUUGCCCCCUCUGCUGGUUUUAAACCGGCUCCUGCGAAGUCGUGGAGUUCCCCACGAAACCGAAAAGAAACGAGGAACGCUAGUGAAUGCUCGAUUCAUCAAGAGGAAACCAGUUUCCCCUCCAAAAAAAUACAGAGGAGAAGAAUCCGAGAGGAGAGCGAAGGUGAGGGACUCUUAACCCUUGUUCAUGUGGAGCCGGAGUCCCAGGCAUCGACCAGCGGCAGCAGCAUCCAGUCUGUGUCUCCUCUGCCCGUCUCCGCUAGAUGUGCCUCCGGGGGAAGGAGGAGCGCAGAGCCAGAACUCCAUGAAUUCCAGAAGAGCUUUCCGAGUAAUCCCAAAGACUAUGAUGAACUUUAUUUCAUGAGUCUUGUUGGAAUAUUCAAAAGAUUGUCUCAAAGGAAAAAAGCAGAAGUGCGGAUGAAAAUCGAGCGCAUUCUCUAUGAAGCAGAGUUUGAGUGAGUAAAUGAGUUGUAUGGUCGUAGCGAACGGGUGACCGACAGACACGUUCUCGUUCCUUGUGUAGUCUUUGUCUGAUCGUCUGCGACAGCGUCUGUGUUUUGUGUUGAAUUUUCGUUAAACGUAAUUGUGUUUUUGUUAUAGCUCCACGAAGAAAUAAAUGAUUGUAAAAAAGUUUUAAUAAAUGUGAAAAUUUA